Molecule: messenger RNA, 5123 nt
Organism: Egretta garzetta (little egret)
Lineage: Eukaryota; Metazoa; Chordata; Aves; Pelecaniformes; Ardeidae
Gene: APPL1
Product: adaptor protein, phosphotyrosine interacting with PH domain and leucine zipper 1
Exons: 21
Coding region: 73-2070 (665 amino acids)
Biological process (GO): signaling
Cellular component (GO): cytoplasm; endosome membrane
Molecular function (GO): protein binding
Source: RefSeq, a predicted model, not a curated record
CGGUCUUUGCUGGGAGUAUUUGAAGAAGAUGCUGCUGCAAUUUCCAAUUACAUCAAUCAGUUAUUUCAAGCCAUGCACAGAAUAUAUGAUGCACAGAAUGAAUUAAGUGCAGCAACUCAUCUGACAUCAAAGCUUCUGAAGGAAUAUGAGAAACAGCGUUUUCCACUAGGGGGAGAUGAUGAAGUUAUGACUUCCACUUUACAGCAAUUUGCAAAAGUGAUAGAUGAGCUCAGCUCUUGCCACGCAGUACUUUCAACUCAACUUGCGGAUGCAAUGAUGUUUCCUAUUACCCAGUUUAAAGAAAGGGAUCUAAAAGAGAUAUUAACUCUAAAAGAAGUUUUCCAAAUUGCAAGCAAUGACCAUGAUGCUGCCAUUACCAGAUACAGUCGGUUGUCAAAAAGAAGGGAAAAUGAAAAGAUCAAGGCUGAAGUUACAGAAGAUGUAUAUACUUCCAGGAAAAAACAGCAUCAGACUAUGAUGCAUUAUUUCUGUGCAUUAAAUACUCUUCAGUACAAAAAGAAAAUCGCUAUGCUAGAACCCUUGCUAGGAUACAUGCAAGCUCAGAUAAGUUUUUUUAAAAUGGGUUCAGAAAAUCUUACUGAGCAAUUGGAAGAAUUUUUGACCAAUAUUGGCACAAGUGUACAGAAUGUUCGCAGGGAAAUGGAGUGUGAAGUAGAAAACAUGCAACAAACUAUAGAGGACUUGGAAGUAGCUAGUGAUCCACUGUAUUUGCCUGAUCCUGAUACUACAAAAUUUCCUGUUCAUAGAAAUCUAACACGGAAAGCUGGCUAUCUCAAUGCAAGAAAUAAGACGGGGCUGGUAUCUUCCAGCUGGGAGAGACAGUUUUACUUCACUCAAGGUGGAAAUUUGAUGAGCCAGGCAAGAGGUGAUGUAGCUGGGGGACUUGUCAUGGAUAUAGACAAUUGCUCUGUGAUGGCUGUGGACUGUGAGGAUAGGCGGUACUGUUUUCAGAUAACGUCUUUUGAUGGUAAAAAGUCUUCAAUCUUACAGGCAGAGAGUAAAAAAGAUUAUGAAGAGUGGAUAUGCACCAUAAACAACAUAUCUAAACAGAUAUAUCUAAGUGAAAACCCUGAGGAAAUUGCUGCACGUGUAAAUCAGUCAGCUCUGGAGGCUGUUACUCCAUCUCCUUCCUUUCAGCAGAGACAUGAGAGCAUGCGGCCAGCCGUACAAUCUCGUCCUCCUGCAGCUCGUACGAGCAGCACAGGGUCACUGGGAUCUGAAUCAGCAGCUUUAUCAGCGCUUUCCUUGGAUUCACUUGUUGCCCCUGACACUCCUAUACAAUUUGACAUAAUAUCUCCAGUUAGUGAAGAUCUGCCUGGUCAAGCAAAAUCUUCAGGGCAGUCAGGCAGACGCACAAAUCCUUUUGGUGAAUCUGGAGGCUCAAAAUCUGAAACGGAAGAUUCAAUUCUUCAUCAGUUAUUUAUUGUAAGAUUUCUUGGCUCUAUGGAGGUGAAGUCUAAUGAAAGUCCAGAUGUUGUUUAUGAAACAAUGCGUCAAAUACUAGCAGCUCGUGCCAUCCAUAACAUUUUCAGGAUGACGGAAUCACAUCUAUUAGUCACUUGUGACUGUUUAAAGUUAAUUGAUCCACAGACACAAGUUACAAGACUACGAUUUCCUUUGCCCAAUGUAGUCUUGUACGCCACGCACCAGGAGAAUAAGCGCCUUUUUGGAUUUGUCCUUAGAACGUCAGGAGGGAGAGUUGAGAGCCGCCAAAUGUCCGUCUGCUAUAUAUUUGAAUCAAAUAACGAAGGGGAAAAGAUUUGUGACUCUGUUGGACUGGCAAAACAGAUAGCCUUUCAUGCAGAACUGGAUCGAAAGGCAUCAGAAAAGCAAAAAGAAAUAGAUAGAGUCAAAGAGAAACAACAAAAAGAACUGAAUAAGCAAAAACAAAUUGAAAAGGACUUAGAGGAGCAAAGCCGGUUGAUAGCUGCUUCCAGCAGAUCCAACCAGAGCAGUGGAGAAGGACAGUUUGUUGUCCUUAGCAGCAGCCAGUCAGAAGACAGCGAUUUAGGAGAAGAGGGAAAGAAGAAGAGAGAAUCUGAAGCCUAAGGUGGCCUGCUUUAUUAAAAUUGGAAUCGUGGAUGGAUCUGGUGAAAUGGCACAAGUUCUACAAGAGGUGAAAUGUAGGUGGAGGGUCUGUUGUAUAUGUGAAAGGCUUCACAAUAUGUAGACCCUUGUUAUGCCUUGAUUUUUCUUUCUCAAUUAAGUGAUUUCCAUUUUCAUGUCAGUAUAAUUUCUCUUCUGUAUGCCAGAAGCAGCAUGGUGAUGCUACCAUGUUUAUUACAAAAUGAUGUUUUCUCAAGGCUUCUCUGCAGUACGGGAAGAACUGUGGGGCUUUUCCCCACUUACCUCGCUGUGCAAUUGACUGCUCUCGAAACAAAACUUAAAACUCUCAUUGGACUUCAGCAGUACACUGAAACGUGUUCUUUAUGCUGUGGUGUGGAGAACACCUUGCUGGACGUAAAAGUGGAUGUCCAAAUAAGGCAGCGCUAAGCUUUACCCAAUCUGUUGCACAUAACUGUUCUUAGAUUUAGAAAGAAAAAUCCUUAUUAACAUCAGUGAGCCAUGCAAUAGUUCUAGACAGAAAGAUCUUCUUUUUUCUUUCAUAUUGCACUGUAUGAUACUGUCUUGAUUUUUUUGGUGAAUAUAAUGCUGAAAGAAAAAAUGCUGUCAGAUCUAGAGCAGAGCUGAUGAGACACAGUUGCACUUUGCUGCAUGAGGAAUGCAUAAAGCAUUCCUUACCAAAUGAUGAGAAUAAUGUAAAUAGUUUUGUAGCACAAGUGCCAUGUUCUUGUUUUGUUCCCCAGUACACGUAGUAAAAAGCUGUAAGCCGUUCAGUUCACUUUUUAUAAAACGUGCUUAAGAAAGAGUUACAGGAACAUCUUGAAUGCCAUCAUUUGAAAAAAUCUGAAUAUGUAAAUGCCUUGCCACCAGUACACGACAUCUACUGCAAAUGAGUCAAGGCUCUUUAAGUCUUUUUAUGGAAAUUGAUUUUUGCAAACAGAAUUUACUAGCUCUGAAGAAAGAGACUAUGCUAAUCCUCCGUCCUCGAGUCAAUCCCGUAAAGCGUUUUUUGAAGCAGUGUCUGUUUACAGCUUGUAAUCUGAACUGUGCUCCAUACGCUGUGUAAUAUUUAUUUUGUAUAGUUCUGAAUGUGCAUUCACCUUUUGAUCCAGAAGAGAAAACUUGUUUGAAGAGAAAUAUUUAUUUUUGCACUAAUUACUAUAAAUGCUAAAAUCCAGUGGAACAGAAGAUCUGUCUCUAAUAGUGGCAUGAAAAUAACAGGAAAUAUAGAAAGAGAAGAAUAUGCUUAUACUCCAAGUUAUAAUAUAACAGUUAUGAGUGUUUUACAGUUCAUUGCAGGGCAUUUCUGGUCUUCAGGAAUGGAAGCAAUUUACAGAAUAUCUCCCCCUCAGCUGGUGAGGGCCCAGCCCUUCACAGCUGGAGUUGCUCAGCACCUCAGGCCCUCCCUGCUGUAUGCGCACGGAGUGAUCCAUACCCGUAGCUCUCCUCAGGUGUCGGGUGGCCCUGUGUUGGCUGAAGGCAGCAGCCACCUCCUGCCCCUUAUGCUGGAGGUGCAGAUUUCAAUGCAGAAUUUCGCUGCCUCUGGCUCCUGUCACAGAAGAGGAGCAGCACCCGGGCAGGACUAAGUCUGCUGGGCUGGGGCUGCUACUGCAGCAGGAGCUGAAGCAGCUCCAGGAGCGGAUGUGGAAGGGCCCCAGCAGCCUGGGAAGGGGUGAUGGUAUUCCUGCCUGACCAGAGGAGGGGGAGGCUGAGCCGCAGAGAGCCCCACGUUCUCUUCCCGAGCUGGUUAGUGACUCCUGCUCCAGUACAUGUUCCACCCCCAGAGUAGCCAGUCACUUGCAGAAAUAGCGGCUUUUGCUUGUUGCCCAGUCAGGCCAAAUGGCAUUGCCUGGCUGGCAGACUGUCGCACGGACCACACAAAUCUGGAGCUUUUUUCUAAAAGAAUGGCAUUUUUAUUUCAUAUAUAGUCUUCUAUUCUCAUCUCUCAUCCUUAAGAGACUGGUUUUAUUCUUGCCAACAAAAAUAUACAGAGAGGCAGCAAAUCCAACUUUUCUUCCUUUUUGGGCCUAAAUCUAUGCUUACGUGGCAUGGCAGCCAGUUUGUCUCUGCAAAUUGUUCCAGCUCAUGUUUCUUUCUCUUUGUUUUUUUUGUUUGUUUUUACUUACUGGUAUUUCUGUUGUCUAUCAAAUAAUAUGACAGCAUAGCGCAAGGUUAUUGUGUCUUACUUUAUCUUUCUCAAGUAUGUGCUGAAGAAAUUUUGCAACAGCAGAGGAAGAUGAAAUCAGUGGUCGCCAGUUCCUAGAAUCCAAGCCCCCAGCUUGUCAGAGUGGGGUUGAUCACUGCGCUACGCAGUUCAGCUGCAGUAGCCGCAGCUCCCUAGGGAGGGCAGUUCACAGAUGAGCCAUCUCAUCAAAAGGCGUUUCUGAUUUGUACCUGGUUUGCAUUAGCCUUAGUGGAGAAAUGUCAGAAAACUGAAUUACUUUUUUUUUUUUCUUGAAACCUACCAUUACUGUUUUAGACAUAAAUCUGCACAGCUGAGGAAGAAAGCAGGAGAAAGUAAGUUGGCAGAUGAAUUUACUGUCAUACGGGAUUUUUCAGAUUUAACAAUAAGAGAUUGGAAUUAUUCCACUUGCUUUUCAGGCUUUCUAUCUAUGCCAUUAAACAUAGUUUUCUAAAACAGACAGCAUAGGAAAAAAGUACAUUUUUUUUUGUGUUGGAUGAUUCUCAUCUUAACCACUAAAAAAAGGGGAAAUGAAGAGAAUGGUUAAAGAAAACACAUUGACAUGCAUGAAUGAAAUGAGGAGGGUGUUUUGAUUGUUUAGGAGAGUUUCACUGGUGUAAAAUGAGCAAGAGAUAUAAAAGUAUCUGGGAGAGUGAUGAAAGCUGCAAGGGCAAGUGGCAGGUCCAGAGAGAUGCAGAAGCUGAACUGGAAGGGUGCAGUGAGUGAGCAGUGGGGUGAGGGGCUGUGUUUUGCUGAAGGGGAGGAGCACCUGGCUCUGUAAUUAUAACUACCUCAAGGCAAAAAAAAAUAGCUGCUGAGGUUUUUAUCCAUGCCCUCCUCCCCAAAAUAAAAAAAA